Molecule: messenger RNA, 756 nt
Organism: Pseudophryne corroboree (corroboree frog)
Lineage: Eukaryota; Metazoa; Chordata; Amphibia; Anura; Myobatrachidae
Gene: PIERCE2
Product: piercer of microtubule wall 2
Exons: 2
Coding region: 247-594 (115 amino acids)
Biological process (GO): axoneme assembly
Cellular component (GO): axonemal microtubule
Source: RefSeq, a predicted model, not a curated record
GGGAGUUGUAGUUCACAGUGGCACUUCAGCACAGCGUCUGAAUAAACCACCGCACUACAUUUCCCAUGAGGCAUAGCGAGCGUGAGUUUACCACUGUCAACAAAGGGGCGCGGGUGGUAGGUGGGGACACCGGUCCUGCACGGUUGCUAUAGCAACUUAUCCGCAAACUGGACGCAUCCCGAGCUGAGCGGAUUGGAGACUGUGCAUGCUAUACAUAGGUGUUACACAUCCGGCCAGGGAAAGAAUAUGUCUGCUUCUAAUAGAUCAUCUACAGAUAUAGGAACAGAGAAAAAACCGACAGCACCUACCUGUACAAAUCUGGGUAACCCAGUAUUUUCCUGUACAAUGAAUCCGAGACCAGCUACCAGCAGCAUAUUCCAGGCCAAACAAGAAAACAUCCUGUUCAGAACUACAGCUAGUGAAUACGGGGCGCUGCGUCCCUCCUAUGAGACGGCACCGUGUUAUCACUAUCCAAUGUCUCAAAUGUUUUCAGAACACUUGGCUACUUGUGGGAUGUACCGAAAUCACUCUUUAAACACUGUGGUUGAUAAGAACAGGGUAUGCGACUGCAUAAACCUGCAUAAUACAUUAUAAUUAACUGGAUGUUGUCAAUAAUUUAUGGUCACCAUUAAGCAUUAUAUGUAUAUUUUAUUACAAAAGACCCAGUGUAAAUGUAGUAAUGGUUAUCCUGCAGUGCAAACAAACAAACAUCGAUAUUUAAUUUGACACUAAUAAAAUCACCUAUUUUAACUGUAA